Molecule: messenger RNA, 1521 nt
Organism: Linum tenue
Lineage: Eukaryota; Viridiplantae; Streptophyta; Magnoliopsida; Malpighiales; Linaceae
Source: the annotation of a GenBank genome assembly
UGGAUUUAAUUGGGCCGCCCUUUGAUACUGGGCCUAUUGGGUUUCUUAAUGAUCGGCUGAGAGAAUUUGAAACGGGCCGAACGGUCCAGCCCGGAGACCCGGAGGAGAGACACGUCAACGGCACGGAAUCAAUGGAAGAGCGGAGCUCUGGAAACCGACAGUUCUUCAAGAAUGACCAUUUCCCCAUCUAACAACCUCGCGAAGUAGUUCCGGAGAACCAUAGACGGCAAAUCCACGGCGGAGACGGCGGAGAAUAAGGAAAAAGCUGGCGAACGCGUAAUUCAAUCUGUAAAUCGAUCUCGAUAGAGAGACGGAGAGAGGGAGAGAGACGGAGAGAGCUUGUUGUUGUUGCUGGGCGCAUGGAGACCGCACAGCAGCCCAAUGGAGGAGCCCUAUCUGGAGAUGAUCUCUCAUCCCUGUCGUCGUCCCCCGCAGCCGUCGUCUCGCAGUGGACGUUCGCCGUCACGCGGCGGUACCAGCACAUGCUGGACAAGACGGUGCCGCACAUCUGGUACCGGUGGAUCGGAUGCUUUCUGGCCGCUCUAAUCUACGGAUUGCGCGUCUACUUCGUUCAGGGAUUCUACAUCGUCACCUACGGCCUCGGAAUCUACAUGCUCAACCUGUUGAUUGGAUUCCUCUCGCCGCAGAUUGACCCGGAGGUCAGCGACGGCCCCUCGCUCCCCACGCGCGGAUCCGAUGAGUUCCGUCCCUUCGUCCGUCGCCUCCCCGAGUUCAAGUUCUGGUACUCUAUUACCAAGGCUUUCUGCAUAGCGUUUCACAUGACAUUCUUCGCGGUGUUUGAUGUGCCUGUGUUCUGGCCGAUACUUCUAUUCUACUGGAUCAUGCUGUUUAUCCUCACAAUGAGAAGACAGAUUAUGCAUAUGGUCAAAUACAAAUAUGUUCCUUUCUCUUUCGGCAAGCAGCGAUAUGAUGGGAAGAAGACACCAUCAAGUGAUAACCUGACUAGGGAUUGAAUGCCUCGGGUAUAACUUCUCUAUACCAUACCCUAGAUGAAGCAGGAAACCUACUUCCUUCUGAAAUUUGAUUGACAAAUUACAACAAGCUCUGAGUUGUUUCAUGUGGAUCCUUUCCUUCUGCAGGUUGAGAAUCUAGAGAGGGUGGAAAAGCAGGGUUGUUCCUAGACAUUGAUCGAGGGGUCUAAUUUUGGUUCCCUGAUUUUAUUUUAACUUUCUGUUUCAUUUACGCAUUUUGUACUCGUUUAUAUCGCACCACUGUGAAUUUUUAUAUGUCUAUACUAGUUUAGAGAAGCAUAAAGUGAAUUCUCUAAGGCCAGAUUCAGCCUCCUUGUUGAUCCUAAUGUGAUUCAUUUACUCUUGUUGAUGAAAUUUAGGUGUAAAGAAUCUCUAGUAGUUGUAUGAUUUUCGGAUUGCUGGAUGUCUCUUUUCUGGCUAGUUGUUUCAAAGCUUGGUUGAAUUGAACUGAACUGAUGCAGCCGCAAACACUUUUUUCAUUUGGUUUGCGGAAACGAGUCCCAACCUUGCAUUUCCCUUACAUAAAAAA